GCACACAUAACACAUCACUACACAAACAACACUCCCAUCUUUUAACUCUUUGCUCUUUCUUCCACACUUCACUUCAACACACUCAAAGCAUCUCUCUCUUUCUUCCUCACUACACUCACUACCAUAACCCAUUUCCCAAAAUGGGUAACCACCCUCUCCUCCUCCUACUCCCUCUCCUUCUCCUCUCCAUCACCACCACCAUCUCCGCCCACAACAUCACCGAAAUCCUCUCCGACAACCCCGACUACUCCCAAUACAACAACUUCCUCUCCCAAACCAAACUCGCCGACGAAAUCAACUCCCGCCAAACCAUCACCGUCCUAGUCCUCAACAACGCCGCAUUCUCCUCCAUCACCUCCAAACACCCCCUCUCCGUCGUCAAAAAAGUCCUCAGUCUCCUCAUCCUCCUCGACUACUUCGACAACUCCAAACUCCACCAAAUCACCAACGGCACCACUCUCUCCACCACUCUCCUCCAAACCACCGGCAACGCCCAAGGCAACAUCGGAUCCGUCAACAUCACCGACCUAAAAGGCGGCAAAGUCGGCUUCGGCUCCGCCACACCUGGAUCCAAACUCGACUCCUCCUACACCAAAUCCAUCAAACAAAUCCCUUACAACAUCUCCGUCCUUGAAAUCUCCGCUCCGAUCAUCGCUCCCGGAAUCCUAACCGCUCCACCUCCUUCCUCCGACGUUAACAUUACCGCUCUAAUAGAAAAAGCUGGAUGCAAAACAUUUGCCUCUUUAAUCCUAUCUAACGGUCUCAUCAAAACUUUCCAAUCAGCCGCUGAUAAAGGCUUAACCAUUUUCGCACCCAACGAUGAAGCUUUCAAAGCUGACGGAGUUCCAGAUUUAACCAAACUCACCAACGCUGAAACCGUUUCACUUUUACAGUAUCAUGCAGCUGCUAAAUAUCUUCCUAUCGGAUCCUUGAAAACUACUAAAGAUCCUAUCAGUAGUUUAGCCGCGAACGGCGCCGGGAAGUUUGAUUACUCUGUCACCGUCGCCGGUGAUUCUGUUACACUUCACACCGGCGUUGAUUCAUCCAGAAUCGCGGAUACUAUUCUGGAUUCUACUCCGAUCUCUAUUUACUCUGUUGACAGUGUGCUUCUUCCUCCUGAGUUGUUUGCUAAGUCGCCGUCUCCUGCUCCGGCACCGGAGCCUGCCGGUGCUCCUUCUCCCACACCUGCUUCUGCUCCGUCUCCGGUGGGUGAAGCGCCUACUCCAUUACCUGCCUCGCCUCCGGCUCCUGUUGGUGAAAGUCCAAGCGAUUCUCCGGCGGGUGCACCGUCGACUGCGGCGGAGCGUAGCAGCUCCGGGAAAUCUGCUGGUGUUCACGUGAAAGCUUCUGGUGUUGUCACUUUCACAGUGACUGCUUUGUCUGCUUUUGUGAUUUCUUGUGUUUUCAUGUCCUGAUUUGUAAUUUCAGCGUGUUCUUGUUUUAUUUUUUUGUAAUUUAAAUUUAAUUUUGAGUUUUUUUUCCUCUCUUCUCUGAAUGUGAUUGGAUUAGAGAUUUUUAUUUAUUAUUAUAAAUUAAUUUAGGUAUGGACCGUUGUACGUGAAUGAUGCUGUAGUACUAUAUUUUAAUUUAAGUUUUUGGCUUUUUUUUAA
Molecule: messenger RNA, 1610 nt
Organism: Vicia villosa (hairy vetch)
Lineage: Eukaryota; Viridiplantae; Streptophyta; Magnoliopsida; Fabales; Fabaceae
Product: fasciclin-like arabinogalactan protein 10
Exons: 1
Coding region: 141-1415 (424 amino acids)
Cellular component (GO): plasma membrane
Source: RefSeq, a predicted model, not a curated record